Molecule: messenger RNA, 4963 nt
Organism: Apaloderma vittatum (bar-tailed trogon)
Lineage: Eukaryota; Metazoa; Chordata; Aves; Trogoniformes; Trogonidae
Gene: RALGAPA2
Product: Ral GTPase activating protein, alpha subunit 2 (catalytic)
Exons: 33
Biological process (GO): positive regulation of GTPase activity
Cellular component (GO): cytoplasm; nucleus
Molecular function (GO): GTPase activator activity
Source: RefSeq, a predicted model, not a curated record
AUAUUGUGGAUGGAAGUGACCUGAAGCAAUUUUUUGAGAACAAUUAUUCUCAAAUUUAUUUUAUAUUCUAUGAAAACUUCAUAACACUGGAAAAUAGCUUGAAACAAAAAGGCAAUAAAUCACAAAGGGAGGAGCUGGACUCCAUUCUUUUUCUUUUCGAAAAAAUAUUGCAGCUACUACCUGAGAGGAUUUUUUAUCGAUGGCAUUUUCGCAGUAUAGGAUCAAUUCUGAAGAAACUUUUACACACUGGAAAUGCUCUCAAGAUAAGAUGUGAAGGAAUACGGCUGUUUCUCCUCUGGCUUCAAGCGCUGCAGACUAACUGUGCGGAAGAGCAGAUAUUAAUAUUUGCCUGCCUCGUGCCUGGCUUCCCACCCCUCAUGUCCUCCCGAGGUCCCUGCACCCUCGAUAAUCUCAUUAGUCCUCCCAGUGCCCCAGACGCUAAGAUUUUCCCGGAAGAAAUAACCCCGCUUUUGCCAGCUGUCUCUGGAGAGAAAAUUGCUGAAGACCAAACCUGCUAUUUUCUUCAGCUACUGUUAAAAUAUAUGGUAAUUCAGGCUGCAAGCUUGGAGUGGAAGAAUAAAGAGAACCAAGACACUGGUUUUAAGUUUCUCUUCACCUUGUUUAGAAAAUACUAUCUUCCGCACUUGUUUCCAUCUUUUACAAAGCUCACCAACCUCUACAAACCUGUUCUUGAUAUUCCCGAUAUAAGACCAAGACCAGUAUACAUUACUGCAACACGAAACAAUGAAAAUGUCUACAGCACAAAAAUCCCAUAUAUGGCAGCUCGAGUAAUUUUUAUUAAGUGGCUUGUUACCUUCUUUCUUGAAAAGAAAUAUUUAAGUGCUGUUCAGAAUACAAAAAAUGGAGGAGAAAUGCUCCCUAAAAUUAUUCAGACUGUUGGUGGGGUAAACCAAGAUAAAACCGCAGAGCUGGAAACUGACGUGUCUUACGCAGGUGAGCAGGAGAGAAGCCACUCCAACAGCAGCACCUUGUCUGACAGAAGGCCCAGCAACUCUAGCCUCUGCAGCAUCGACGAGCAGCACCGCACUGUCUAUGAGAUGGUGCAGAGGAUCCUCUUAUCCACUCGAGGAUACGUUAACUUCGUUAACGAGGUGUUUCGACAAGCUUUUUUAUUGCCGCCUUCUGAUAUAUCAGCAACACGAAAAGUGGUGAAGGUAUAUCGAAAGUGGAUACUGCAAGAGAAACCUGUGUUCAUGGAGGAGCCAGACAAAAAGGAAGACAGUCAGGAUGCUGUCGUCAGCUUAGAGGAUUCCUCAGUGCAGAUGGAUGGUAAACAUCUUUCCUCUGACCAUUCAGGACAUAAGCGCUCAUCCAGCUGGGGGAGAACGUACUCCUUUACCAGUGCUGUUAACAGAGGAUGUGUAUUGGAAGAUGAGGACAAAAACGUUAAAGCUGGGGCUCAAGCAGCGUUACAGGUGUUCCUGACAAACUCCGCUAAUGUUUUCUUGCUGGAACCAUGCAUUGAGGUCCCGCUGCUUCUGAAGGAGCAGGUUGAUGCUUGCAAAGCAGUUCUGAGUAUUUUCAGGCGCAUGAUAAUGGAGCUAUCAAUGGAUAAGAAGACAUGGGAACAGAUGUUACAGAUACUUCUUAGAAUAACAGAAGCUGUCAUGCAGAAGCCAAAAGAAAACCAAAUAGAGGAUACGUUUGCUCAAAGCAUGUCGGGAUUACUUUUCCGGACCCUCAUUGUGGCUUGGAUCAGAGCAAACCUGAGCGUUUACAUUUCUCGGGAGCUGUGGGAUGACCUGCUCAGUGUUUUGUCUGCCCUGACUGACUGGGAGGAGCUCAUAACUGAGUGGGCCAACAUCAUGGACUCGCUGACAGCAGUGCUAGCAAGGACCGUGUAUGGGGUGGAAAUGACAAACUUGCCCUUGGAUAAGCUCAGUGAACAAAAAGAAAAAAAGCAGAGAGGAAAAGGUGGUGUUUUAGAGCCUCAGAAGACAGCUGUGGUGGGAAGAUCUUUUUCAUUAAGCUGGAAGAGUCAUCCUGAAGUUGUGGAGCCAAUGAGGUUCCGAAGUGCUACGACGUCUGGUGCCCCCGGAGUUGAGAAAGCAAGGAACAUUGUUCGUCAGAGGGCAACAGCUAAGCGAAGCCAGUCUAUCAGCAACUGUGUUCACCUCUCUGAGCCUUUGCCAGCCACUAAAAGUGUCCCUCUUCUGCUUCACACUGUGAGCUCUCUCUUACCUGGUAUCUCUUACACUUCUUCCUCUCACAGACUGUCAGAAGUUGAAGAAUCUCAACAGCUGGAAAAUUCAACUGGAACAGAAGCUACAGGCCUAUGUGCAGACCAAGAGCAGCAGCUAACUCGAAGUAGCAGCACUUCAGAUAUUAUGGAUCAGUUUCCAUCUGAUUUUUUUCAAGGUAAAAAGGCUGGAAGUUCUCAUAAUUUAACUUCAGAUCCCAAAUCAGUUCAGGAAAAUAAAGGAUAUGCAAUGAAGGAACACGAAGCAGAGCAAGUACCAGUACAAAGAAGCAGUAGUACAGCUGAGUUAGAUGUGAAAGCAGACUUGCAGCAGUCACGUGGAAAUGGUAGAGAGAGAGAAAAAAGUGAAAGUGUGAGCAGCGACACAUCCCUGGGCUACAAUAACGAGGUGGAGGUGGUGCUCCUCCCCUGGCAAGCCUCUGAAGAUGACCACGAGGUUAAUGCGGCAGCAGAUGUGUGUGUGGACCCUGAUGCACCUCGAUGGCUUCAGCUGAGUCCUUCGGAUACUGCAAAUCUAACAGACAGCAGUGAGUUCCUCGCGGAUGACUGCAGUAUAAUUGCCGGUGGAAGCCUCAUCGGUUGGCAUCCCGAUUCUGCUGCUGUGCUGUGGAGGAGGAUCCUGGGAAUUCUUGGAGAUGUAAACAACAUACAGUCACCCAAAAUCCAUGCAAAAGUUUUUGGGUGUCUUUAUGAGUUGUGGUAUAAACUUGCAAAGAUACGGGACAACCUGGCUAUAACUGUGGACAAUCAGUCUACUCCCUCUCCUCCUGUCUUAAUUCCUCCUCUCAGAAUAUUUGCAUCAUGGUUGUUCAAGGCAACCACCCUGCCAAAUGAGUAUAAGGAAGGCAAACUUCAGGCAUACAGGCUGAUUUGCGCUAUGAUGACUAGGCGUCAAGAUGUUCUGCCAAAUUCUGAUUUCCUCAUUCAUUUCUAUUUUGUGAUGCACCUCGGCUUAACAAGUGAAGACCAGGAUAUCUUAAAUACUGUUGUAAAGCACUGCCCACCUUGGUUUUUCUUCCUGGGCUUACCCGGCUUUACGAUGCUGAUUGGAGACUUCAUUACCGCGGCGGCCAGGGUUCUGAGCACGGAUGCGCCGGAGGCUCCCCGUUCAGAAGCUCACACCAUCCUUGGUUCUCUUGUUUGCUUUCCAAACGUCUACCAAGAAAUCCCACUGUUGCGGCCCAUUUCAGAAGCUGGUGAGAUCAUCGCGGGAACUGCAGAUGUGAAGUGCUACCUCAUAAAUAUUCUACUGAAGAAUGCUACAGAGGAGCCAGAUGAAGCUGCAAGAUGUGUAGCCAUUUGUGGCCUCGGAGUUUGGAUAUGUGAAGAGCUAACACAGUGCACAAACCAUCCCCAAGUGAAGGAAGCCAUCAAUGUCAUAGGUGUGACCCUGAAGUUUCCUAACAAGCCAGUAGCUCAGGUAGCCUGCGACGUUCUUCAGCUGCUGGUUUCUUACUGGCAAAAGCUUCAGAUGUACGAAUCCUCUCUGUCCAGAAAAAUAACGGAAAUCCUUGUGGCCACUAUUGCAUUUCUUUUGCCGAGUGCAGAAUAUUCCUCUGUGGAAGCAGAUAAAAAGUUUAUAGUUUCACUGCUCCUUUGCUUGCUGGAUUGGUGUAUGGCAUUACCCAUGAAAAUGCUGCUGGAGCCGGUGUCUGCUGAUGGUCUUGAAGAUCAACAUGCAUCCAAAGCUCCUUUGCUCGACUAUAUUUACAGAGUUCUGCACUGCUGUGUGAAUGGCUCCAGCACCUACACUCAGCAGAGCCACUACGUGCUGAGCCUGGCCGACCUCUCAUCCAGUGAUUACGACCCGUUUUUGCGACUGGGGAAUGUGAAGAGCUUCGAGCCAGCCCAGUGCCACUCCUCUGCCGAUCUGGGCAACCUGCUCACUGUGGCUGAGGAAAAAAAGAGGAGGAAUUUGGAACUGAUACCUUUAACGGCGCGAAUGGUUAUGACUCACCUGGUGAAUCACCUGAGCCACUACCCACUCAGUGGAGGCCCAGCCAUUCUCCACAGUCUCCUGAGCGAGAACCAUGACAACUCCUACGUGGAGUCCUCAGAGCUGUCCUCGGAAGUCUUCCGGAGCCCCAACCUGCAGCUCUUCGUGUUCAAUGACAGCACUCUUAUUUCUUACCUCCAAAUCCCUGCGGAGAAGAAGACGGACACCGAGGCAGCAGUGAGCCCCUCGGACGUCAGGGUCAUUGUCAGGGAUAUCUCAGGGAAGUACUCUUGGGAUGGCAGGAUAUUGUACGGACCUCUGGAGGGCUGCCUCCCACGGCAGGGCGCGACCAGCGCGUUCGUGAUCCCGGGCAACCCCGAGCACCACUUGAUUUCCCAGAAAGAUGUUUCUCAGGUGGAGGAAGGAGAGGACGCUCUUGACCAGCUGCUGGAAAGGAUCGGCAGCACCAGUCCCGAAUGCCUCCUGCAUCCUCAGCGAAAGCUGAAUGAGCCAUCACCGCCACCCUUUGGGAUGAGCUCAGAGCAAGAGUGUGCCAUCACUGAAGCCCUGCUGCGGCAGAGUGCCCGGGAAGAAGAGCACGUAGUUAAAUGCAGCUCGGACCUUGGUAUGAAGGUGGCCUGUCAAGAAGAACCGUGUCCCACUGAACCUCAAGCGUCCUUUUAUUUCUGUCGGCUGCUGCUGAGUGACUUGGGAAUGAACUCCUGGGACAGAAGAAAAAGCUUUCAUCUUCUUAAGAAAAACUCAAAAUUACUGCGAGAACUGAAAAAUCUGGAUUCCCGCCAAUG